AGCUUUCCAUCAUAUCGGAGGCCAUGGCUUCUCUCUCACCUCCAAUAGUCACCACGACUACCAUUUCCUCUACUACAACUUCCCUUUCUCCCUUCUCCCACAAAAACUCUCAGAUUUCCUUAAUCGGGAAAACUAGGCAGUGCAUCCGUACUCGGGUUUCAUGCAAAGCCGCAAAUAGCGACCAAAAUGAUGCACAACCUUCUGCAGCUAAGUUCGAUAGGAGAAAUGUGCUUCUCGGUCUUGGAGGCCUAUAUGGGGUGGCCGGUCUUGGAAGCGAUCCCUUCGCUUUUGCCAAGCCCGUCGCCCCACCUGACGUGUCAAAGUGCGGGCCGGCAGACUUGCCUGAUGGCGCGACACCGACAAAUUGUUGCCCGCCAGCGGCCUCAAAGAUCAUCGACUUCAAGCUGCCCUCGCCAACCCCAUUGCGUGUUAGACCCGCCGCUCACGCCGUGGAUGAUGUCUACAUUGCAAAAUACACCAAGGCCAUGGAGCUCAUGAAAGCCCUCCCCGACGAUGAUCCCCGUAGUUUCAAGCAACAAGCCAACGUGCAUUGUGCUUAUUGUGAUGGUGCUUAUGACCAAGCCGGGUUUCCGGAUCUUGAGCUCCAAAUCCACAACUCAUGGCUCUUCUUUCCCUUCCAUAGAUACUACUUGUACUUCUACGAGAGAAUCUUGGGUAAGCUCAUCAACGACCCGACAUUUGCUUUGCCGUUCUGGAACUGGGACUCCCCUGCUGGCAUGCAGUUGCCUGCCUUGUUCGCCAAUCCCAAAUCACCUCUUUACGACAAGUUCAGAGCCGCUGCUCACCAGCCGCCGACCCUGAUCGACCUCGAUUUCAACGGUACCGACGACAAGACAUCAAACACAACUCAAAUCAACAGCAACCUAAGCAUUAUGUACCGUCAAAUGGUGUCCAACGCCAAGAACGCUCAGCUCUUUUUUGGCAACCCCUACAGGGCUGGGGACGAGCCUGACCCAGGUGGUGGCUCUAUCGAGGGAACCCCACACGGGCCAGUCCACUUGUGGACUGGUGACAGCACCCAGCCUAACUUUGAGGACAUGGGAAACUUCUACUCCGCCGGUAGAGAUCCUAUUUUCUUCUCGCACCACUCCAAUGUUGAUAGGAUGUGGAGUAUAUGGAAGACCCUAGCUCCCAAAAACAAAGACAUCACCGACUCUGAUUGGUUAGACUCCGGCUUCCUAUUCUACGACGAGAAUGCAAACAUGGUGCGCGUGAAGGUACGCGACUGCCUUGAUUCCAAAAAUCUCGGCUAUGUGUAUCAAGACGUGGAGAUUCCAUGGCUGAACUCCAAGCCAACGCCCAGAAGGUCAAAGGUGGCAUUCAGCAAUAUAUCCAAGAAGCUCGGUGUGGCUAACGCCGCCACCUCAUCAGCCAAGGUGGUGAAGAUCACUGAUUUUCCUAUAUCUUUGAACCAAAAAAUUAGCGUGGCGGUGCCAAGGCCCAAGCAGAAGAAGAGGAGCAAGAAGCAGAAGGAAGACGAGGAGGAGAUUUUGGUGAUCGAAGGAAUCGAGUUCGAUAGAGAUGUGGCGGUGAAGUUUGAUGUGUACAUUAAUGACGAGGAUGACUUGCCUAGUGGUGCGGACAAGAGUGAGUUCGCCGGAAGCUUUGUCAGUGUGCCGCACAGGCAUAAGCACAAGAAGAAGAUCAACACUAUUCUGAGGUUGGGCUUGACGGACUUACUGGAGGAUUUGGACGCCGAGGAUGAUGAGACGGUGGUGGUGACUUUGAUUCCAAGGUAUGCGGCGGAGAAAGUCAAGAUUGGUGGCAUCAAGAUUGAAUUUGCUUCUUAAAUUAUUGAACCCCAGAGUCAGGAAGCAGUAGCACCAUCCUUGUUGGUUUAGAUCUAUAGCUAGCUAGCUAUUGAUCACCUUGGGGUGGUACAUGAUACUGUGAUAGAUUCUUCAAUUUCGUUGUUUUUUCUUUCUUUCAAAUAAUCAAAUUUUCCUGUACAAAUAAAUUUGAUGUGGAAUGCAUUUUCCUGCAUUUCCACCACUAAAAAAAUACCCGUGUACCCAAUUUUAGUCUUGGUCA
This is a messenger RNA of Rosa chinensis, 2052 nucleotides long. RefSeq names its product polyphenol oxidase, chloroplastic-like. The transcript has a single exon. Gene Ontology annotation, molecular function: catechol oxidase activity. NCBI's taxonomy places the organism in Eukaryota, Viridiplantae, Streptophyta, Magnoliopsida, Rosales, Rosaceae. The record is from RefSeq and is a predicted model, not a curated record. The coding region runs from base 24 to 1811 and encodes 595 amino acids. Gene Ontology annotation, biological process: pigment biosynthetic process.